Molecule: messenger RNA, 780 nt
Organism: Nerophis lumbriciformis (worm pipefish)
Lineage: Eukaryota; Metazoa; Chordata; Actinopteri; Syngnathiformes; Syngnathidae
Source: RefSeq, a predicted model, not a curated record
AUGAGUAAAGUGGACGCACCAUGCCGUCCCAGCGCCUCUCUCAAGUUUACCAUUGACAACAUCCUCAACCUGAAAACAAGCGGGCGCGCCAGUGACAGCUGUCACCCCGACAGAGAUCACGAUGUCUCGUCCACUGCGACGUGUAAAGGCCGCAUCCCGCAGAGCCGCUUGGAGGAGCCCGGAGCCCAGCACAGACGCAAAUCAGACGAAAGUGACUUUACGCAAGAGAAUGGCCGGGCGAGCGUUUCGGCCAUGGAUGACACUCGGUCCGCGGAGGCGCGCUUCGAAAGCGGGGACAGCAGCUGCGACGACUGUAGCUCUACCACCACCACGACCGCGGAGCCUCUCAAAGCGGACAGUCCCGCCAAGAAGAGUAAAUUGAUUACGAAAAAGAAAACGCGCACCAUUUUUUCCAAGAGACAGAUCUUCCAGUUGGAGUCUACGUUCGACAUGAAGCGUUAUCUGAGCAGCGCAGAGCGCGCCUGUCUCGCCAGCUCCCUGCAGCUGACCGAAACCCAGGUGAAAAUAUGGUUUCAGAACCGCAGGAAUAAGUUGAAACGGCAAAUCUCCAGUGAAAUCGACGGACCGGUAAGCGACUUCCCAGAGACGGUGAAGCCCGUGGUGGUGAGUCAGCUCCCGGCCUUGUACAAGGAGAGCAGCCUGCUGGGGAGAUGCCUGAUGCCCAUGCCGUUGCCCGUCGUGUACCCGGGUACGAACACGCCUUACCUCUGUUUCUCGAACACCAGCAAGUACUUCAGCCUCUAUGACGGGGACGUAUGA